Messenger RNA from Anopheles coustani, 2811 nucleotides. RefSeq lists its product as uncharacterized. Gene Ontology annotation, molecular function: neurexin family protein binding; signaling receptor activity. NCBI's taxonomy places the organism in Eukaryota, Metazoa, Arthropoda, Insecta, Diptera, Culicidae. The record is from RefSeq and is a predicted model, not a curated record. Gene Ontology annotation, biological process: synaptic vesicle endocytosis; chemical synaptic transmission; modulation of chemical synaptic transmission. The transcript is spliced from 2 exons. Bases 1 to 2811 code for a protein of 936 amino acids. Gene Ontology annotation, cellular component: cell surface; synapse; postsynaptic membrane.
AUGCCAGCGGAUGGCUACUCGGUGCUGGUGACCUUUCCGACGGGAGACUUCGACGGUGACACACCGUUCACGCUGAACCCGUUCCAGAUGGUGUUCAAGCAGAAACUGAUCGUGGUGACGGUGGCGUACCGGUUGGGUAUCUUCGGUUUCUUCACCAGCACGGACGGCGAGGCGCCGGGCAACUUUGGCCUGAUGGACCAGUCGGCAGCCCUGCUGUGGAUCAAGCGCAACAUCCGGCUGUUCAACGGGAACGAGGGUUCGGUGACGAUCAUGGGGCACGGCACGGGCGCCGUGUGCGUGGGGCUCCACCUCACGUCCGGCGACUGGACGGACGACAUGUUCCACAAGGCGAUCCUAAUGUCCGGCAGCCUGCUGCUGGACUCGAGCGUCCGGCCCGCCAAGCAAUAUGCAUCGUCCUUGGACGAGCUGGCGACCGCCUUCGGGUGUUUCCGUCGGCCGACCACAAAGCUGAUGGAUUGCUUGCGGCGGGUCGACGCGCAGAUCCUGGCCGAGAACUCGCCCCCGAUCGACUGGGGCCCGGUGGUGGACCGGGGUCUCAGUAACACCACCACCCCCUUCAUCCCGGACCACCCGAGCAUGCUGGUGCACCAAGGGAAGUUGCGCAAGGUGCCGCUGCUGAUCGGCCACACGGACAUGGAGGAGGUCCUGGAGCUGACGAUGGGCGACAUGCUCGAGCACGGGUUGGGCGUGGAGAUGUUCGAGACGCUGCUGGGCGACGCCGUGGCGAACGAUCUCGCCGAGAUGGAGUUCAACGAGACGCUGUGUGGAGGCAACAUGGACAUCGUGAUGGAGGCCGUCCAAUACCAGUACAAACCGUACCCGCCGACCACCGACCCGCUCGUACUGCGCCGGAAGUACAUCGAGUUCGCCACCGAGCGCAAAUACGUUGCGCCCACGAUCGAGCUGGCGAUGCACAUGAGCCAGCAGGCGGACACGUUCGUGUACCGGUUCGACAUAAAGCCGCGGACGGCGGCCGCUGUGCGCGACAUCCCGGAGUGGGUCGGUGUGCCGCACAACUUCGAGCUGGUCUUCCUCUGGGGCCUUCCGUACUGGCUCGCGCUCGCCGACCAGAUGCAGUGGGACAGCGCGGACAAGCGCGUGGCCGACAUCGUGAUGACACUGUGGGCCAACUUUGUCAAGUUCACCAACCCGACGCAAGUCGGCGUCUACAUCCGGUGGGAGAAGUUCACCGUGACCGAGCCGGGCGUGCUGAUCAUCGAUCGGUCGUUCAACAUGAGCGACCACAUGACGAUGAGCUUCGGGGCGGUGAAGUUCUGGAACCACUACUACCCGAGUGUCAUCAACUUUGCCGCCCAGUGCUGCAACGCCACCUACAGCGGGGCCAGUGGGCGAGUUCUGCCCGGCGGCGCGGGUACGCUGCUACUGGUGGCCACGUUUGCCGCCACCAACCUGAUCCUACUACAAUCAUUUGUCUACAAUUGUUUUGUUGUGAACCGUCAAUGUACUUUGGGCAACUUUGGCCUGAUGGACCAGUCGGCAGCCCUGCUGUGGAUCAAGCGCAACAUCCGGCUGUUCAACGGGAACGAGGGUUCGGUGACGAUCAUGGGGCACGGCACGGGCGCCGUGUGCGUGGGGCUCCACCUCACGUCCGGCGACUGGACGGACGACAUGUUCCACAAGGCGAUCCUAAUGUCCGGCAGCCUGCUGCUGGACUCGAGCGUCCGGCCCGCCAAGCAAUAUGCAUCGUCCUUGGACGAGCUGGCGACCGCCUUCGGGUGUUUCCGUCGGCCGACCACAAAGCUGAUGGAUUGCUUGCGGCGGGUCGACGCGCAGAUCCUGGCCGAGAACUCGCCCCCGAUCGACUGGGGCCCGGUGGUGGACCGGGGUCUCAGUAACACCACCACCCCCUUCAUCCCGGACCACCCGAGCAUGCUGGUGCACCAAGGGAAGUUGCGCAAGGUGCCGCUGCUGAUCGGCCACACGGACAUGGAGGAGGUCCUGGAGCUGACGAUGGGCGACAUGCUCGAGCACGGGUUGGGCGUGGAGAUGUUCGAGACGCUGCUGGGCGACGCCGUGGCGAACGAUCUCGCCGAGAUGGAGUUCAACGAGACGCUGUGUGGAGGCAACAUGGACAUCGUGAUGGAGGCCGUCCAAUACCAGUACAAACCGUACCCGCCGACCACCGACCCGCUCGUACUGCGCCGGAAGUACAUCGAGUUCGCCACCGAGCGCAAAUACGUUGCGCCCACGAUCGAGCUGGCGAUGCACAUGAGCCAGCAGGCGGACACGUUCGUGUACCGGUUCGACAUAAAGCCGCGGACGGCGGCCGCUGUGCGCGACAUCCCGGAGUGGGUCGGUGUGCCGCACAACUUCGAGCUGGUCUUCCUCUGGGGCCUUCCGUACUGGCUCGCGCUCGCCGACCAGAUGCAGUGGGACAGCGCGGACAAGCGCGUGGCCGACAUCGUGAUGACACUGUGGGCCAACUUUGUCAAGUUCACCAACCCGACGCAAGUCGGCGUCUACAUCCGGUGGGAGAAGUUCACCGUGACCGAGCCGGGCGUGCUGAUCAUCGAUCGGUCGUUCAACAUGAGCGACCACAUGACGAUGAGCUUCGGGGCGGUGAAGUUCUGGAACCACUACUACCCGAGUGUCAUCAACUUUGCCGCCCAGUGCUGCAACGCCACCUACAGCGGGGCCAGUGGGCGAGUUCUGCCCGGCGGCGCGGGUACGCUGCUACUGGUGGCCACGUUUGCCGCCACCAACCUGAUCCUACUACAAUCAUUUGUCUACGUGCACCUCCCGCGGGGAUAUCUUCCAACGGCGACGUAG